Molecule: messenger RNA, 636 nt
Organism: Ricinus communis (castor bean)
Lineage: Eukaryota; Viridiplantae; Streptophyta; Magnoliopsida; Malpighiales; Euphorbiaceae
Product: auxin-responsive protein SAUR68
Exons: 1
Coding region: 88-540 (150 amino acids)
Biological process (GO): response to auxin
Source: RefSeq, a predicted model, not a curated record
ACUCACUACUCAUCACAAGAUCUGCACUCUACUCAAGAAUCUAACUACUCAUUUUCCUCCUUCACAUUUACUCUUUGGCUUAUAAAGAUGAUCAGUACCAAGAAGCUACUAAAGUGGGCAAGGAAGUGGCAGAAGUUGGCGUCAAGUAGGCAAAAAAGUAUUACAUUUCCAAGCACCAUUGGAAGUACAGAUACAAGCAGUUGCAGCACAUCAUCAAUAGCUGAAAAGGGUCAUUUUGUAGUGUACUCUGCGGAUAAGCAGCGAUUUUUGCUUCCCUUAGAAUACCUUAACAAUGAAAAUAUCAGGGGGCUACUUGACAUUGCAGAAGAUGAGUUUGGAUUGCCUAGCAAUGGACCUCUUACGUUACCAUGUGAGGCACAACUUAUGGAGUAUGCACUUUCUUUGAUCAAACAGCAAGUUGCUAGAGAUGUAGAGAGAGCAUUGUUGACUUCCAUAGUUAACAGUUGUUAUACUUUACCUUUCCAUCUCCAUCUCCAACAUCAAGUAACAAGGCAUCAAUUACCAAUUUCUAGUUUCUGAAGAUUUAUAACUUGAUUUGUAAACUACAGAUGCUAGUGUACAUUGAUAAAAUUGAUGCAUUUUAUAUCAAGGAUCUUAAAAAGUUUUCUCUAUCGA